ACAAAGCUACAAACACUGAACCCAGCACGUUGCCAUGAGAAGCCGAAUCACGAAGCCAACAACACAGCCGUAACCUCUUUUACAUCCGAUUCCAAAAUAUCGAAAUUCUCGCUCCAAUCUACUCAGAAUCGAAUCUGCAAUUUGCAAUGAGUGAGAUCACUUCACCUUCGCCGGAAAUUCAAUCCAAUUCGAGUUCUGCUAGCUCCGAUAACGACCCUGACCCUCCCAUCCACCUCCGGUUGCCUCCCCUCUCGUACUCCCUCUUCGACGCUGAACCCUCCGAACCAAACGGCGUCGUUCACGGAUCCGCUUCUUCUGAACCUCCAAAACCCUCGCAGUCGCACGAGGUUGUGAUUCGCGGCUCCUCCGAACCUCCCAGCCCUAGCAGCAGCGGUUACGCCGGGGAAAGAGGCAGCAGCAGCACCACCAGCAUCUCCGCUGCCGAUGACCUAACUCACCACGAAAUUGAGGAGCUCAGCAUCCACGAUGAUCCCCUCCCUCCUCCAACUUCGCUCCCUGGGAAAAGGAAUGCCGAUGAGGAUGAUGCUUCCAUUUCAUGGAGGAAAAGGAAGAAGCAUUUCUUUGUUCUCAGUCAUUCUGGCAAACCUAUAUACUCUAGGUAUGGGGAUGAACACAAACUUGCUGGGUUUUCAGCAACGUUGCAAGCUAUCAUUUCAUUUGUGGAAAAUGGGGGUGACCGUGUCAAAUUGGUGAGGGCCGGAAAUCAUCAGGUGGUUUUUCUUGUGAAAGGGCCUAUUUACUUAGUUUGCAUUAGCUGCACAGAAGAGCCUUAUGAGUCGUUAAGAGGGCAGUUGGAGCUUAUCUAUGGCCAGGUGAUUGUUAUACUGACAAAGUCAAUAAACAGAUGUUUUGAGAGGAAUCCAAAGUUUGAUAUGACACCCUUGCUUGGUGGAACAGACACCGUCUUCUCUUCACUAAUUCAUUCUUUUAAUUGGAAUCCGGCUACAUUUCUUCAUGCUUAUACCUGUCUGCCGCUUACAUAUGCAACAAGGCAAGCUGCUGGUGCUAUCUUGCAGGAUGUUGUGGAUUCAGGUGUUCUGUUUGCAAUACUAAUGUGCAGGCACAAGGUAAUCAGUCUAGUUGGUGCACAGAAAGCCACACUUCAUCCAGAUGAUAUGCUACUGCUGGUCAACUUCAUUAUGUCAACAGAAUCCUUUAGGACAUCUGAAUCAUUUUCACCUGUUUGCUUGCCAAGAUACAAUCCUCUGGCAUUUUUGUAUGCUUACAUCCAUUAUUUUGACGAUGAUACAUACUUGAUGUUGCUGACCACUCGUUCAGAUGCUUUUUACCAUCUCAAGGAUUGCAGGAUUCGUAUCGAAACCGUCCUGUUGAAGUCCAAUGUCCUUAGUGAAGUUCAGAGAUCUUUGCUAGAUGGUGGAAUGCGUGUUGAAGAUCUGCCACCCUUAUCUCCUCAUUCUGGAUCAUCAUCUCAUUUGGGCUAUCCCGGGCUUCCAACAGAUUCUCCUUAUAGAUCGAGGGAACCGGGUUCUGGCACUGGUGGUGCUGCUGGUUUGUGGCAUUUCAUAUACCGAAGUAUAUUUCUGGAUCAAUACGUAUCUUCAGAUUUCUCAUCACCAGUGAACACUCCUCGGCAGAAGAAAAGGCUGUAUAGAGCUUACCAGAAGAUUUUUUCUUCAAUGCAUGAUAAAGGAAUUGGCCCUAACAAAACUCAGUUUAGAAGGGAUGAAAACUAUGUUCUGCUCUGUUGGGUAACACAGGAUUUUGAGCUUUACGCCGCAUUUGAUCCCCUUGCAGACAAGGCCUUGGCAAUAAAGACUUGCAAUAGGGUUUGUCAAUGGGUAAAAGAUGUUGAAAAUGAAAUAUUUUUGCUAGGAGCUAGCCCCUUUUCAUGGUGACUUCCUAUGAAAUACUGUAAAGAUGUACGAUUUGUCAAGUGUCACGCCCACUCCCAAAAUAAAUCUUAAGUCGUCAUCAUCAGCUGUUAAGAGUAUAUGAACUAAAGGUGUUGCUGAAAUGAUGAUUCCUGUGCCUGCAUUAAUAUGGCACUCUUGUUUUGGGGGAACCAACAGCUUGCUCAUUACUUGCCACAGUACCGCAGUUUGGUUGUUAAGUCACUACAAAGUCUGUUAGUUGUAUAGCAUAUAGAUAGACUAUUGAUUCUAGUAGAUUAUUUUUGGGGAACUAUCUCACAAAUAAGCUUAUAUUCAAUACAAUUUUGUUCCGGUUCCAUUCAUAGCACCUUUGUAUCAAUUUUUAGUUUGUACAAGCGAUGAGUAUUUUAUUCUGAUCCCUUUCAUAUAUCAUCCGUCAGACGGGGCAUGCUUGUGUGUAAUGUGCAUUAUAUUUAUUUUAGUUUUGUAUUACAUCUAAAGAGUAAAUGCAUCCACUAAAAGAAUUUCAUAAAUAUGGGGAGAAUUAACUUCUUUUUUUUUUGGUCGAUGGAUUGGACAGCUCCUAAUCCUAGGCAUUACACAUACUCACACACACCACACCCACACACAAGAUAUCCCGUUUUUUGUCAAGUUUGCAUUAGAUUAGGUUCGAACCUCACACCUCAUAAUAAGAAAGGAGGACAUAUGCCAUGGGAGCUAAAGCUCAUUGGCGGGGAGAAUUAACUUUAAGCUAGGGAUUGCACUCGCAGAGACCCUUGCUGUUUUAAUGUGCUUGGAUUGGGCUGUUAAAUUCUUAAAGAUGCUGGCAAAUAAGUAAUAUUCCAACAAAAUGUUAAUUUGAUGGGGUUGGUUCAACAUGGGUAUCAUCAUUUUUUUUCUGGGUAGACCUGUCAUCAUAUGUUGAAUGAGCGUAUUAUAUUUUGUGCUUAUUAUGUAUACAAGAAUUUAUGGGAUGGUGAGAAUUUGGAAAUGGGUAAAUCACUUUGGGUAAAUUGGAAUCAUUGGGGUGGAAAAGAAAAGAAAAAUAUUGCCUUUAUAGUUGGUUUAUAUUCAGAAAAUAUGUAGCAUAUGCAUAUGGUUUUGCAGUAUGAGCUUCGCCAUAAGAAGUCAAUUUCCUUUACAGUGAAAGCAAGACAAUAACUAGCUCAACUUGUUCACAUAACAUGGCCUUGGAGAACAUAAUUCAUGAAGUACUUUCAAUUGGUAUCGUUUUGAUUUUCUCCAUGCCUUUUUCCUUCUUAUUUCCCAUAUGUUAUACAAGAUGGAAAGGCAUCUUAAUUCGUCAAGAUGAUUUCACAUGCCAUUGUCCAUAUGCAAUGGCAUACUGCAUACAUUUGUUUUUUUCUUCCCACCUUCAAUAGCACAAUGUUAUUUGGAUCUUUGAAAGCUACAAUACGAGUAGUAGUAGUAGAAGAACAAGAUUAUGAAUUUAUAACACUAUAUUGUAUUUUAUUAUUUUUUAAUUUUAUAUGCAUGAAAACAAUGUCAGUAGCUAGUAAUGGCACAUGAAUACAUGGUUCUCAUUUAA
Arachis stenosperma is the source of this 3402-nucleotide messenger RNA. RefSeq names its product vacuolar fusion protein MON1 homolog. Bases 147 to 1877 code for a protein of 576 amino acids. The record is from RefSeq and is a predicted model, not a curated record. Gene Ontology annotation, biological process: protein targeting to vacuole; vesicle-mediated transport. The transcript has 15 exons. NCBI's taxonomy places the organism in Eukaryota, Viridiplantae, Streptophyta, Magnoliopsida, Fabales, Fabaceae.